This is a messenger RNA of Numida meleagris (helmeted guineafowl), 2724 nucleotides long. Its product is annotated as zinc finger protein 664-like. The record is from RefSeq and is a predicted model, not a curated record. NCBI's taxonomy places the organism in Eukaryota, Metazoa, Chordata, Aves, Galliformes, Numididae. The transcript has 5 exons. Bases 510 to 1850 code for a protein of 446 amino acids. Gene Ontology annotation, molecular function: RNA polymerase II cis-regulatory region sequence-specific DNA binding; DNA-binding transcription factor activity. Gene Ontology annotation, biological process: regulation of transcription by RNA polymerase II.
GUGGGAUUGGGGGUUCUGGGUGAUUUCUGGGGUGGAUUUGGGGCAUUUUUGAGUGAUUUGGGGGUUUUCUGGGGUCGAUUUGGGUGGGGAAGGCAUACUCGGGGGUGCGAGGAGUGUAAAGGAAUGGGAGGACCAGGAAGGAGGAAGGGCUGAGCACAAGGUUGUGCUGAGGUCACUGCAAAGAUGCUCUAGAGAAACCGAUGCUUCGUUAGCAUGAUAAAACACCAACCCCCAGGAGUGGUGAUCGGAGGUGAUAAGGAGCGACGCCCUGGCCCUGGUCGGGGGAACAGCCUGAGAGUUGGGCUCUUCCCAGUGCCCAGUUUCAGUUCCCAGUGCUUCUUCAGUGCCCUGCCUUGCUCGUGCGGAGAUGCGCACGCUUGGAAGGUCGUGAGCAAGGGGAUUUGAUUUGCAGAAUCCAACUCCAUCACCCGAGAUUAAGUUCUAAAGCAGGCUCCAGCUAAACUUCUGCCUUUCACCUGUGAUCAGUGCAGCCUGCAGGAGAGCAGGAGAUGGCCACAGCCCAUCCAUCUCAGGAGCCCGUGAGCUUUGCGGAGGUGGCCGUGUAUUUCAGCAGGGAGGAGUGGGCGCUGCUGGAGCCUGCGCAGCGAGCGCUCUACCGGGACGUGAUGCUGGAGACGUACGAGUGCGUGGCCUCGCUGGCUCCACUUCCAGCCCCUAAACCCGUGGUGAUCUCCCAGCUGGAAGGAGGGGAAGAGCCCUGGAUCCCAGCUGUGCACAGCCCAGAGGUCGUGGCAGAAGGCUUUUGCCCAGCAGGAGGUGGGAUCACAAAUAGAAAGGAGGAUCUGCAGAGCAGUGGUGUGGCUGAAAGGCAUUGGGGUAGUGGCUCUGUGGAGGAAAUGCAAAGGGAUGUCCGUGGGGGCCUGGAGCAAGGAGAGCACUUGAAGAAGCCACUGGGAAACCAUCCAGGAAAGAGAGUGAGGAACGCGCUGGGCUGCAGCACAGGUCAGGAGCAGCUGGAAGACGUAAGGAGCAAGGAAGAGUGCCAGAAGAAAAGGCAGAAUCGGUGUGAUGAGUCUGGGAAAAGCAUUAAGAGGAAUUCCAGCAGUGUUAACCAUGAAAGUAUUCGGCCUGGGGAGAGACUAUGCAAGUGUUGUGAUUGUGCAAAGAGCUUCCGAAGGAGUUCUGACCUCAUUGUCCAUCAGCGCAUCCACACAGGAGAGAGACCCUACAAGUGCCCUGAGUGUGGGAAGAGCUUCAAAACCAGUAGUGAACUCACUGUCCACCAGCGCAUCCACACAGGAGAGAGACCCUACAAGUGUGCUGAGUGUGGGAAGGGCUUCAAAAGCAGUAGUGAACUUAUCCGCCACCAGCGCAUCCACACAGGAGAGAGACCCUACAAGUGUGCUGAGUGUGGGAAGGGCUUCAGACGCAGAACUGGACUCAUCAUCCACCAGCGCAUCCACGCAGGAGAGAGACCCUACAAGUGCCCUGAAUGUGGGAAGGGCUUCAGAAGCAGUUCGAACCUCAUCCACCACCAGCGCAUCCACACAGGAGCGAGACCCUACAAGUGCCCUGAGUGUGCAAAGAGCUUCAAAAGCAGUAGUGAACUCAUCAGCCACCAGCGCGUUCACACAGAAGAGAGACCCUACAAGUGCCCUGACUGUGGGAAGGGCUUCAAAAGCAGGGCUGAACUCAUCCGACACCAGCGCGUCCACACAGGAGAGAGGCCCUACAAGUGCCCUGAGUGUGGAAAGGGCUUCAAAGUGACUGCACAUCUCAUCAUCCACCAGCGCAUCCACACAGAAGAGAGACCCUACAAGUGCCCUGAGUGUGGGAAGGGCUUCAGAAGCAGUAGUGAACUCACUGUCCACCAGCGCAUCCACAAUUGAGAGAGACCCUCCAAGUGCCCUGAGUGUGGGAUGGGCUUCAAAAGCAAUUCUUCCCUCUACUCCCACAAGUACAUCCGCACAGGAGACACAUUGUAGCAGUGCCCUGAGUUUGUGAGAAGCUUCACAAGCACUUCCAGCCUCAUUACCUACCUGCACAUCCACACACAACACAGAGCCUGCAAGUGCUCCCAACAGGAUGCACCUUUCCCUGACAGUGAGUGCAUGGCUUCAUCGAAUGGAGUCGUGGUGUAGAGAGCAGGCAGCUCUUGGUGUAAAGAAUACGUGUCCCAGUGGGCGUUCACUUGAAGAUAGCACCGUGAGCCCAGCAGGGAAUAGUGCAUGUGAGUGAGAGCAGAGAAAUAUCAACUCUGGCCAUGUUCAGGCACCUGACCUUGGUUGUAGGGCAGACCCGAUCCCUCCAAUUCCCUUCCUUAUUCUGGAUUUAUCUGAUGAUACAUCAGAUACAUGAUCUGAUGUAUCUGGUAGCUUUUGGAGUCAGUGGUGAAUUACCAUGAGCACAGCGGUAAGAGGAUGGAAGUGCUGUUUCUCCUGAGGAACAAAAUGUGGGUACCCUGACAACCAGCUGCUGCCCCGGUAACAAAAAGGAUGCUAUGGAGAGGAUAAAAACCCAAAGAGUUCUAAGGAAGAACGGGUACCCCCUCCUCUGAACUGCAGUCGUGCAGGUCAACAAGACGUCACUGACCAACUUGCUGCCUCCUACGGACCAACGAGACGUUGCUGGAUCCCUGGUGCUGACUAUCCCCACUCUGUAAACCGUUCGCUAGAAUUUCUCUCUUUACUAUCGCCAGCUUCCCCGUCUCCCCCAUCUCCCUGAGUUGCUUAGACCUUGUAAUAAAUCAGCUGGACAACACUG